This is a messenger RNA of Ipomoea nil (Japanese morning glory), 2696 nucleotides long. Its product is annotated as casein kinase 1-like protein HD16. The record is from RefSeq and is a predicted model, not a curated record. Gene Ontology annotation, cellular component: cytoplasm; nucleus. The transcript is spliced from 18 exons. The coding region runs from base 316 to 2451 and encodes 711 amino acids. NCBI's taxonomy places the organism in Eukaryota, Viridiplantae, Streptophyta, Magnoliopsida, Solanales, Convolvulaceae. Gene Ontology annotation, biological process: peptidyl-serine phosphorylation; endocytosis; signal transduction. Gene Ontology annotation, molecular function: ATP binding; protein serine/threonine kinase activity.
GGAGUCCCUGUUUUCAUCGAUUUUCGAAUUUUACCCAGUGUUUCUUCUUCAUCUCCUUCAUUAUAGCCUUCGCCUUAUCACCAAACAAACAACACAGGAUAAAGGUGACCAGACAAAGAAGGUUUUUUGAGCCGGAAAAUGGUAGGCUGAAGAUCUGGGUUUGAUCGGCGAAAUCGAUUUGUUCUUCCGAUGUUUUGAUUUUCAUUGGAUUGCUCUCCGAUCUUCUGGCUUUUGCGGUUUCUGAGUAGGUUUGUUAGAGAAGAUUCUGACGGCAAGGCUAGUGACCAGAGUGGAAUGUGAUUUGCAUGGGUGACGAUGCCAGAGUUGCGUAGUGGAGCACGGAGAUCAAAACGGCUUGGUGAUCUCCAGCCUGCCCCUCAACCCACAGGACAAGAAGAGAACUUGGCAUUACCUACACAGAAUAGAACUAGAAGGAGAGGUGGUGGGGGAAGGGGAAGAGGUAAUGCAGCGGCUGUAGCAAAAGGGCCUUCAACAGGAGUUCGUGGGAGGCCAGCUGCUGCUGGUAGAGGCAGGGGGGUUAGGUUGAUAGAUUUAGACCCAGAGCCACCUUUCGAGGCUCCUCAAGCUGUUGCAGUUGGGGUCAGGGAACCAGCUUUUAAUAGAAUUGAAGGUGCUGCUGACAAAGAUAUUGCAAUGGAUGGUGGCAGUGCAGAUAAAAUAGUGGGAGUUGAAGAAGAAGGAAAUACAACUCCUGUACCUGACAAGGUGCAAGUGGGCAAUUCCCCUCAAUACAAGACAGAAAGGAAGUUAGGUAAGGGUGGGUUUGGCCAAGUCUAUGUUGGCAGGAGAUUGAGUGGUGGCACAGAGAGAACAGGACCGGAUGCAGUUGAGGUUGCAUUGAAGUUUGAGCACCGGAAUAGUAAGGGUUGCAACUAUGGCCCUCCGUAUGAAUGGCAGGUGUACAACACUCUGAAUGGAUGCUAUGGAAUUCCAUGGGUUCACUACAAGGGUCGCCAGGGAGAUUUUUACAUUCUGGUUAUGGACAUGCUUGGACCAAGUCUUUGGGACGUUUGGAAUUCUUUAGGCCAAUCCUCAUGCAACAGUAUGUCACCAAAUAUGGUAGCCUGUAUUGCUGUGGAGGCAAUAUCAAUUCUUGAAAAGCUUCACAUGAAGGGGUUUGUUCAUGGGGAUGUGAAGCCAGAGAAUUUUUUACUUGGUCAGCCAGGAACACCUGAUGAGAAGAAGCUGUAUCUUAUUGAUCUUGGCUUGGCAUCAAGGUGGAAAGAUUCAGCUUCUGGUCAGCAUGUGGAAUAUGACCAAAGGCCUGAUAUUUUCAGGGGGACAAUAAGAUAUGCAAGCGUCCAUGCGCAUUUAGGCCGGACAGGAAGUAGAAGGGAUGACCUUGAGUCACUGGCAUACACAUUAAUAUUUCUCAUAAAGGGAAGGUUGCCAUGGCAGGGUUAUCAGGGUGAUAACAAGAGUUUCCUUGUCUGCAAAAAGAAGAUGGCCACCUCUCCAGAGUUGAUGUGUUGCUUUUGUCCUGCACCAUUCAAACAGUUUCUUGAAGCUGUAACAAAUAUGAAGUUUGACGAGGAGCCAAAUUAUGCAAAGCUUAUAUCUUUCUUUGAAAGUCUUAUUGAACCAUGCACAUCACUUAGGCCAAUAAGGAUUGAUGGAGCUCUUAAGGUUGGGCAGAAGCGGGGAAGGCUGCUCAUAAACUUGGAGGAAGAUGAACAACCAAGGAAGAAAGUACGGUUAGGUAGUCCUGCUACCCAAUGGAUUUCAGUGUAUAAUGCUCGCCGUCCCAUGAAGCAGAGAUACCACUACAAUGUUGCGGACUCUAGGCUCCAACAGCAUGUAGAAAAGGGCAAUGAAGAUGGGUUAUAUAUUAGCUGUGUAGCUUCGGCAGCAAACCUUUGGGCGUUAAUCAUGGAUGCAGGAACGGGGUUCUCUUCCCAAGUUUAUGACCUUUCAUCUGUUUUCCUUCAUAAGGAUUGGAUAAUGGAACAGUGGGAAAAAAACUUUUAUAUUAGCUCAAUAGCUGGUGCAGCUAAUGGAAGUUCUUUGGUGGUUAUGUCAAAAGGAACUCCUUACACUCAGCAGUCUUACAAAGUAAGUGAAUCGUUUCCGUUUAAAUGGAUAAACAAAAAGUGGAAGGAAGGGUUCCAUGUGACAUCCAUGACUACUGCUGGGAGUCGUUGGGGCGUUGUGAUGUCCAGGAACGCUGGAUAUUCUGAGCAGGUGGUUGAGCUCGACUUUUUGUAUCCAAGCGAAGGAAUACAUAGACGCUGGGAGAGUGGUUACAGAAUAACGUCUAUGGCAGCUACUGCUGAUCAAGCAGCUUUCAUAUUGAGUAUACCUAGACGCAAAAUGAUGGACGAGACUCAGGAGACCCUGCGAACAUCUGCAUUUCCGAGUACACAUGUAAAGGAGAAGUGGUCAAAAAAUCUCUACAUUGCUUCAAUUUGUUACGGAAGAACUGUCUGCUGAUGAAUGAUUGUUUUGAUCGAGUGUGAGUUAGGGGAAUGAUUUUGAUCUGUGAAAACAAACCCCCCACCCUUCUUGUGAUGUACAACUGUGUAAAAACUGCUAUUGAAUUCUGAACAGCAGAUUCCAUUUUACAGAUUGGUCUUGGCAUUAAGGGCCAAGAUAGAUGAAUGAUUGUAAGCAUUUCAUGAUGAUGAUGUUGUACUCCCUUCUACUUAUGUAAUACAACAUAAUUUAAUCUUCAUUUA